CUUCGAAGCCAGCGACGUUGCGGAACGGUCAUCUCCUCGACCCCGUCGUCGACGUUAUUGCUCUCGCUCUUACGAACCAUCACUGUAUCCUGACUACUACACGCCGUACCAUUCCCGCCGCGACCGACCGCGCGAUCAACCCCACGACUCACGCGUCGCCGAGCUAUUCGAGGGCAUCACUGUUGAGGAGAGGAACUUGUCUGCGCUUGUGUCGUCAAUGGCCGACAUGGACGUUGGAAGUGGAGAUCGCUAUCGUGGAAGCGGGUACCGCGGAGGAGGGAACAAGCGUCGCCGCGAUGACGAGGACGACUAUCAUUAUUCUCCAGGAGGCCGUGGCGACCGCCGCGGGCCCCAGCGGCGACGUUACGAUGAUGCCCCACCGCGCCGCCGAUACGAGGAGCCUGCGCAUGCGAAACUGCGCCGAACGAUUUUGAACAUCGCGAGCUCGACCAAGCUGCCGCAGGAUGAAGCCAUUGAGAUCGCAGAAUACCUGCGGGACCACUUUGACGAGGAAGAUGCCCGCGGCGAAUUCUAUGACACGCUUCUGCAGCUCAUCGUGGAGCAGCCCUUCAAGAUUCCCUUCGUUGCCGCCGUCAUUUUCUAUGGCAAUCAGGCCAAGAUCGAGAUUGCCUCGGAAGCCAUAAAGCUCGUUGGCGAUCGGUUACAGGAGACUUUCAAUGCCGGACAGUGGAAAGAGUUCAAGCUGUUCCUUCGUUUCUUCGCAUGUCUGCAGCCUCUCUUCGAAGAGGACGGCAUCUUUGCGCUCCUUGGCCAGUUGUUCGACACGGUCGUGGAUCUUCAGAGUGCAAACGAGAACGACGUCGUUGGUAUUGAGCUUGUGAAGAUCAUUCUUCUCACAAUACCGUAUGCUCUGGUUUCGGGGGGCAGUCGCUACCAUGAAAAGGCUGGAGAAUUGCUGUCAAACACCGGGAUUGUGGCCGGAAACAUGGUCCCUAUGGAGUCUCUAAUUCACACAUACGACAAUGAAAACGAGGAUAAAGUCAUUGGGUACCACAGCAUCAUCGGCAUUCUUCAGCAACAGUUGACCAAGGAGUCGGAAAACGGAUGGGAAAUCGCGUGCAUCCCCAAGUUUGAUGCCGAGGCGCUCCAGAAGAAGCAGUCCGAGGACACUCUGCCUACCGCCCCGCCGACACACGCUUUCCCAACAUUCAUCAUCCCCUCGCCGGUCAACCCUGGUCCUAAACCUCUCUUCCCUGAGGCGUACUUUUCCCUCUUCGCAAACCACGAGAACGGCACCGUGCCCAAGACUGAGGACAUUGCUGCGUCUUUGAUUCGCGAUGCCAUCGUCGACACCAUCGAUCAACUCGACUUCAACCGAGAAGCAGCGGCGAAGUUCCUCAUCGAGCUCGACUCAUACUGGUCGUUGGACACCUUUGCCAAGCGUGGUACUCCCUUCGAUAAGUUCCGGGAGGUAGUUGGUGACAAGGUCAUGUACAAGUCCGAGGACAUGAUUAUCGACGCCAUCUUCUCGCAGCUAUUCAAGCUCCCGACGGCUGACCACAAGCUCGUCUACUACCAUUCCCUGAUCACCUCUUGCUGCAAGUUAGCACCCCAAGCGAUUGCUCCAUCACUUGGCCGCGCUAUCAGAACCGUCUACCAGAGCCUGCAUGUACUGGAUCUGGAAUUAACAUACCGAUUCCUGGACUGGUUUACACAUCACUUGAGCAACUUUGAGUUCCGCUGGCGAUGGGCCGAAUGGAUCGGGGAUCUUGAGCUAUCAAACUUGCAGCCCAAGAAAGCCUUCAUCAUUGCUGCCUUGGAUAAAGAGAUCCGUCUUUCGUUUGCCAAGCGCAUUCGCUCGACUUUGCCCCAGGAGAUGAACGAGCUCAUUCCGGCACGCCUAGAUGAAGACAACAGUCCGGAGUUCAAAUAUGACAAUCCAGACGUUCCGUACAGCGCCCAAGCUAAGGAGCUGAUCCAGCAACUGAAGAAGAAGGCCCCUGCUGAGGAGGUCCAGAAAACGAUUGACCAAAUUCACGACCUUGCAACCGAGCAAGGUGUUGCUGAUGUUCUCAUUCCUUCGACGGACGCAUUCGUAACUGCGAUCUGCAGACUGGGUGCCAAGUCUCUGGCUCACGUUCUCUCUUGCAUCGAGCGCGGCAAGGACCGCCUCAUCGAAGUCGCUCAAACUUCCGAGGCCGCUCGCCGUCAAAUAGUGGCCAGCGUCUUCGGGUAUUGGAAGGACCAGCCUGGCGUUGCUGUGCGCAUCAUUGACAUCCUCCUCAACUACACCAUCCUUGCUCCGAUGACUGUCAUUCAGUGGGUGCUAGGUGAGAACCUUGGUGCUGGAGAAGGCCUCGCAGAGAGCUGGGUGUAUGAGAUAGUGUCCAUCACCAUCGCCAAGGUCUCCAGCCGCAACCGCCAGAUCGUCAAUUCUAGGGUAGUUAAGGGUCUUCCUCAGGAUAUGAUCGAUAUGGUCGAAGCUACCUUGAGCAAGGACCGCGACGCUGCGCGGGAGCUGUUCAAGUACCUGGAGGAUGUUCUGCGUGCUUUCGCACAGGGCUCCACGGAUCGCUUGAUGGAGAAGGAAAUGAACGGGGAGAUAUCGAAGGAGGAUAGUGAGCUUAUCAAGGCGUGGGGUAAGCGUUGGCACACCGUGUUCGUGCGCAAAUCUGCGGUCGAGGAGUCGGUUGUUGGAGAGCAGGCUGUUGAGGCCCGCAUCAAGCUUCUUGCUGCUGAGCCUGACCCGGAGCCGGAAGCUAUGGAAACUGAGGUUGCCAACGGUGAUGCGACGGAAGAUGUUGCGACAAACGGCGAUUGAUUUGAGGUUGUCUCGCUAUCUUCGUAAAGGAGCGAGAUUAUGCGUCAUGCCCGUCCACCCCGACGAGCUUGUCGCAUUGAAAAUGUGUCUAAGCGAGGACGCUCAGGGGCAAAACCGCGAGAUGCGAAGGCCGAGGCUACUGAAUUGUAUUCACGGAGGCUGAAAGCAUCCAUUGGUGAAUGGCGUCUUUCUUUAAAAACUGCUAUUAUCAGGCAAAUCGCUGUCUGUACAGCCGUGCAUUCCAUACCUCAAGAC
Messenger RNA from Paraphaeosphaeria sporulosa, 3037 nucleotides. RefSeq lists its product as uncharacterized. The record is from RefSeq and is a predicted model, not a curated record. The transcript is spliced from 5 exons. Lineage: Eukaryota; Fungi; Ascomycota; Dothideomycetes; Pleosporales; Didymosphaeriaceae. Gene Ontology annotation, biological process: mRNA export from nucleus; nuclear-transcribed mRNA catabolic process, nonsense-mediated decay. Bases 218 to 2782 code for a protein of 854 amino acids. Gene Ontology annotation, cellular component: nuclear cap binding complex; nucleus. Gene Ontology annotation, molecular function: mRNA binding; RNA cap binding.